CAGCUCUAGCCCGGGGCGGCCCAGGCGGCGGCGCCGGAGCCCAAGGCAGCUGGACGUGUGGAGGAGCGCGGAGCCGGAUCCCCACAGGACGAUUGUGACUCUCUGGAACGGGGUGCUCUGCAAAGACCAGGACCUGCUUCUUUUGAAUCUCCCGGCAUCCUGGCGAGAGGAACCCUCUUGGUAUUUUCUAACCCAACUCGUGGAUUCGAACGUGGCUCCUCUCCGAGCGCAGCCGCUGAUUCCUAAGACCCCAGCCCUGGCGGUGGCCGCCGCGCACACCCUCAGAAGACUCGUUGGGGCAGGAGCACUAGGGUCUCUCAGUGCGCCGCGGCAGGGCCGAAGGUUUCUUUGGAGGAGGGUCCCAGGAGAGCCUGUUUGGGAUUUACGGUGAAGCAUGGAGGAGAAUGAUCCCAAGCCCAGCGAAGCGGCGGCGGCGGCGGCAGAGGGGCAGCGUGAGUCCAGCCCUAGCGGCGGCUCAGGCGGCGGCGGUAGCAGCCCCAGCGACUCUGAUACCGGCCGCCGGCGGGCUCUGAUGUUGCCCGCGGUCUUGCAGGCGCCAGGCAAUCACCAGCACCCGCACCGCAUCACCAACUUCUUCAUCGACAAUAUCCUACGGCCAGAGUUCGGCCGGCGAAAGGAUGCGGGGACGAGCUGCGUGGGCGUGGGCGGAGGAAGAGUCGGCGGAUCCGGCAACGAAGGCGGCGCGGGAGGCGCGGAGGGAGUCGGCGGCUCGGGCGGCGCAGAGCAGCUCCUGGGAAGCGGCACCAGGGAGUCCCGGCAAAACCCGCCCUGCGCGCCGGGCGCCGGAGGGCCGCUACCCACUAGUGGCGGCGACUCCCCGGGUGAUGGAGAAGGCGGCUCCAAGACGCUCUCGCUGCACGGUGGCGCCAAGAAAAGCGGCGACCCCGGAGGCUCCCUGGACGGGGCGCUAAAGUCCCGAGGCUUAGGCGGCGGCGACCUGUCGGUGAGCUCAGACUCGGACAGCUCUCAGGCCAGCGCCAACCUGGGCACGCAGCCCAUGCUCUGGCCGGCCUGGGUCUACUGCACGCGCUACUCCGACCGGCCUUCUUCAGGUCCCAGGUCUCGAAAACCAAAGAAGAAGAACCCCAACAAAGAGGACAAGCGGCCCAGGACGGCCUUCACGGCUGAGCAGCUGCAGAGGCUCAAGGCGGAGUUCCAGACCAACAGGUACCUGACGGAGCAGCGGCGCCAGAGCCUGGCGCAGGAACUCAGCCUCAACGAGUCUCAGAUCAAGAUCUGGUUCCAGAACAAGCGCGCCAAGAUCAAGAAGGCCACGGGCAACAAGAACACACUGGCCGUGCACCUCAUGGCCCAGGGGCUGUACAACCACUCCACGGCGGCUAAGGAGGGCAAGUCGGACAGCGAGUAGGGUGGCGGGCGGCGCCAGGGCAGGUCUCAGGCCGCAAAAACAAUGCAAUAAUUUAAAAUCCUAAAUAAAGGGCCAGUGUAUAAAGAUUAUACCAGCAUUAAUAGUAAAAAUAUUGUGUAUUAGGUAUGGUACUGCAAUAUUCUAUGUAUAUAUAAUUUACAGGUGGUGUAAAAUCCAAAAUAUCUGACUAUAAAGUAUUUUUUGAGUUUUUUGUGUUUACGAGAUUAUGCUAAUUUUAUGAUUUUUUUUUUUUUUUGCAAAGGGGGCUGCUUAGGGCUUCAUCUUUUUUAAUCCCCUAAGCUCCGUUAUGGGACAUCAGACACUUUUAUUAUUAUUAUUAUUUCAAAAGAAGAAGAAAUUAAAACAACUUGCUGAAGUCCAAAGAUUUUUAUUGCUGCAUUUCACACGACUGUGAACCGAAUAAAUAGCUCCUAUUUGGUCUAUGAGUUCUGCCACUUUGUUUGUGUUGGCUUGAUGAGGCCCCAAACUCCGAGCCUGGGUCAGCACCUCAGGCCCUCUCCUCUCCUGGCUGGGAGAGGAGAUGCCCAGGGUCUUUGGACAGUUCUAGGUCUCAGCCAAGAGAAUCUGCCCCUGGGUGACAGGAGGGCCUGCUCCCAGCCUGGCGGCAGCCUCCCAGGGUGCCUCUCCUCACCCGCCUCCUGAGGUCUCUCUCCCCUGCCUCCUCUGAGGCACAGCGCUCGCUCUCCUCAGUGCGUACAUGUACUUCUGUCGGCGUCUGUGUUGCUGUCCUGUCUGUCCCUUGUCCCACCGCAACCCUGUGGCAAGUCUCAGGGCCAACUCUCCAGCCCCAGGCCCUCAGUGAAGCUUCCCGCCCGCUGCAUUGGCAAGUCCCGGCCCUGAAACCAGACCAGGUCCCUGUGGACGCACGCGCGGCCAGGGAGUUGGCUGCCUUCUUGUCCUUUUUCUUUCCUCUUUUUUCUUUUCCGUUUUUCUUUGGAGUGCCCACUUUGGCUAAAGUGAACAUUUUUCCAAGAUAGGUGGAUGGGCAUGUGUGCAUAUUUGUGUCUGCAUGUGUCUGCACACACCAGGCAUGUGUAGGGCCGGUGGUUUGGGAACCUGUGGCUAUGCUGGCUUUCAAAGGAACUAAGAACAUUCCAGGAUCUGGAGGAAGGAGGAAAGUGUGUAAAUAACCAUUCCCUAUCAUGUUUUGUCUUUUUUUUUUUUAAAAAAGAAAAUAUACAUUUUAUUUUUUGAAGGUGUGGUACAGUGUAAAUUAAAUAUAUUCAAUAUAUUCCCCACCAGGCACAUAUAUAUAUAUAUAAACAAACACAUUAUAUAUAAGUCCACACUGUCUUCUGUUUGUUUUAGGAAAAGGUGUCCAAAUGUCCAUCGGGGCCAGGAGGGACAGCCCAGGGUUGUGCACAUGGCCAAGCUGGGGUCAGGCUGCCUCCCUGAGGACUAGGGGUGGACUCCUCUCUUUGCCUUAAGCCUCUUUAUUUCACUGCGACAAUAGUUUCAUUUUGUACAUAAUAGUGUAAACCUUUUUGAAAAGGAAACUAUAAAAACAAGAGUUGUAAUUUAAAAUUCUGUGAAUAACCAUCUGCUGCUUAGGAAACUCAAUGAGAUGACAUGCCUUUUUAAGCAGGAAUUAAUUUUUUUUUUUAGUUUAUGAAAUGUGCAUUUUACAGUUUCAGUAUCAAAUAUUUAUAAUCUUAUAAGAAAUGAAUGUUUCUAUUUACAACUGUGGUUAUCAAAAUUGUGAACAUUUCCACCCCCGCAUUUUUGUGUGUUUAAAUUCUUGAAAGUUACAUUAAAUAAAGAGAAACACCUCUUUAUUAUAAAGUAUUGGUGGUCCAAGCUGGA
Ictidomys tridecemlineatus (thirteen-lined ground squirrel) is the source of this 3214-nucleotide messenger RNA. RefSeq names its product engrailed homeobox 2 (gene En2). Gene Ontology annotation, cellular component: nucleus. The record is from RefSeq and is a predicted model, not a curated record. Gene Ontology annotation, molecular function: RNA polymerase II cis-regulatory region sequence-specific DNA binding; DNA-binding transcription factor activity, RNA polymerase II-specific. Lineage: Eukaryota; Metazoa; Chordata; Mammalia; Rodentia; Sciuridae. Gene Ontology annotation, biological process: neuron differentiation; multicellular organism development; regulation of transcription by RNA polymerase II.